AUUCUUUAAAUUCACAUUAAGAGAAGAAAAACAAAAUACGAAAGAUCAAAAGUUUUUUGCAUUGAUAGCUAUUAAAUUUUGCCGCAUUAUUCCAUUUUUUGCUGAUUGACUAAUUUUAUUUUUUUCAUAUUUUACUUUUCCUUUUUUGUUGUGAGUGUAACUGUACUCGACGUACUCGUGCAAGUUUUCUCAGCGCUUGUUUUUCCUGUUCGAAUUCACAUGUUGCAUGACAAUUCGGAUGUUUGCGGCUUGGUUCCUGUUAUAGUUUCAGAAUAGUGUCACAAGAAUUACAAAUAUUCAUGAAAGAAAAGAAGAUAAAGGGAACCUGUUUAGGUAGUUGUACUUCUCAUAAUUGUCAAAGGUCAAACUUGACAAAUAUAAAUUAUGCAUAAAUGUCAAAUGAACUAUAUUAUGCAUAACAUCGUAAUAUGAACACCUGUGCCUUGGGCUCUAUCCAAACUCAAAUUCUAACCAGUAAUUAUAGAUAAGAAUAUUAUUAAUUGCAAGAAAGAAACAUAAUGACAUCAAAAACAAUAUGUAUUGCUCAAGAAGGUCCAGCGAAUGCUUUAGCUCUUAAUAAAGAUAACAGUCAGGUUGUGAUAGCUGGCCGCAAUGUUUUCAAAAUAUUCACAUUGCUGGAAGAUAGAUUUGAAGAAGCUUGUAAUCUUCGUGUUGGCAAGAAUUUGAACCUGAAUUUUUCUUGCAAUGAUGUUGCCUGGAAUCUUAAUGAUGACCAUAUACUCGCGACUGCAGCAACGAAUGGUGCAGUGGUAUUAUGGAAUUUGAAUAGACAAUCUCGAUCAAAACAGGAUCAUGUAUUCGUGGAUCAUAAACGAACCGUGAAUAAAGUAAGCUUUCAUAUGACAGAACCCAUGUGGUUAAUAUCUGGUUCACAGGAUGGUACUAUGAAAUGUUUUGAUUUACGAAUAAAAGAAGCCAUCAAGACUUUUUAUAGUAAUACAGAAUCUGUUAGAGAUGUUCAAUUUUGUCCACAACAACCUCAUACUUUCGCUGCUGUGUCUGAAAAUGGCCAUGUACAGCAAUGGGAUAUGAGAAAAUCAGAUCGUUAUUUUCAACAUUUUACCGCACAUAGUGGCCCGAUAUUUGCUUGUGAUUGGCAUCCAGAAGCUACUUGGCUCGCUACGGCAUCUAGAGACAAAACUAUUAAAGUUUGGGAUUUAUCAUCUAAACCAAGUUGUGAUUAUACCAUACAUACUAUAGCAUCAGUGGGACGCAUAAAAUGGAGACCUCAGAAAAAAUAUCACAUAGCCAGCUGUGCUCUAGUUGUUGAUUGUAGCAUAAAUGUAUGGGAUAUUCGUAGGCCGUAUAUUCCAUUUGCGAGUUUCAAUGAGCAUAAAGAUGUUCCCACUGGUGUGGCAUGGAGAGGGAACCCACAAUCAUUUCUUUCAACAAGCAGAGAUUGUACUUUGUACCAUCACGUUUUUGACGAUGCAGUAAGACCAGCUAGUAAAGCAAAUCCGCAGAGUGUUGCGAUAAAUCUAAAACAUGACAUUACAUGCGCUUCUAAAGUGAAAUAUGAACCAGCAAGUAUUACGAGACAAUUAAGUAACAUAAUGAGGAGGACACCUGUAACAAAUGAUGAUGCUUUCUGUAUGGCUUCAAGUGUAAUGCACAGAUUUCGCGGAUGUAUACGUCAACCGAGAUGGUUUAAAAUAGCUGCAGAAAAUUAUUUACUUUCCGGAAAUUUUAGUGAAGCUUGCGAUCAUAAUGCGCGUAUUGCGUCUGAUUUUGGCAAUCAUGUUACUAGCAAAGCAUGGCAAAUCUUAAAAGUCAUGUAUACGGAUCCGUUUGAGAUACUUCAAAAAAGUGCACCCACGGCACCUAAAGAAGAGAUAGUCAAUACAUCAAAUAUAAUAAUACAAGGAGGAACAAAAAAUUCUGGAAUGGAACAAUCAAAUGCGAGUAAGCAAUCAAGUCACGAACAGGAUGCGAAAUCUCUUCAGGGAGAAAAUCCUACUGGCGCUGCCAGUGGCGGCGACGACGAGACUGAAACAGAAACCGAAGCGCCGGAGAAUCAAAAUAUUUCGGGACCAUCAACUAAUACGGCUACUGUUCUGCCGAGGAGACCAUUGCUUAGUGAUAUUCCUUCGACAUCACGAGGCGAUUUUAUUUUUGGAGAAACUGAGUAUGAACCUAUGUCUUUAGAACAUCCCAAUGAAAGUAGACAAACAGUAAUGCGAAUGGAGGAUGAUGAAUGGACCAAGGAAUUGCAAAAGGAGGCUUUUCCUUUGCGGCAUGAGAUUAAGGAUCGAUCGCCACCUCCAGAACAAUUUCCCAAUCAUCCUCCUGAUCUCGGCGAAAAUCCAGCUUCUGUUAUAGUUGAAGAUCAACCUCAGUUAGUAGUGCCGGUACUACCUAAGCCAUUGCCCUUUAAUUUUACAUCUCUAGUCUUGGAGGGGCUGCAUUUUCAUACAGUAAUGAGAGAUGUACAGACGACAGUGUCGAUGCUUAUAGUCCUGGGAGAAAUAAGGAAAACGUUGAAUAUACCAAUAGCUUUACAAGAACAUUGGAUCUUAGAAUAUUUAGAUAUGCUUGGUAAAUUUAAGCUUUGGCAUGUAGCUACACAGAUAAUACAAUUAGCAUGGAUUCCUUCUAUAUCACAAUUGAAUCAACAAUCAACUACAAUACAUGCAUGUUGCGUAGCAUGUACAAAAUCGUUGCAACGAUCUGCAUGGUUGUGCGAUCAUUGUCAUACUCCCGAACAUGCUUUAUGUUCUGUUUGUAAUCAGGUUGUACGUGGUAUUUACGUAUGGUGUCAAGGCUGUGCACAUGGAGGCCAUAUAAACCAUAUGAGAGAAUGGUUUAAUAAUAAUCGACAAUGUCCUACUGGUUGUGGACAUCUUUGCGAAUAUAAUUGACAAGAUACACUGACUUUGGCAAUGAAAUGGAUAUUUUUAAAUAAAAUGUAAUAUAAGAAUAUUAUAACACAAAUGCAAUGUAAGGAAUUCUGCACAAACUAAUUUUUAUAUAUACAGGAUAUCUGAUUCAUAAUGUACAUCGCUUAUGUGCAGGUAGAGCGAAUGAAACUGAGCAGAAAAGUCCUGUAUCAUUUUACGAUUUUCGCAGUGACUUAUUAAUUAUUAAAAAUCAUCGAGUGAGCGCGUAUCCGCCCGGCCCGCCGACAAAUUCCAAACAUAGCGAAAUGUUUG
Messenger RNA from Pogonomyrmex barbatus (red harvester ant), 3170 nucleotides. RefSeq names its product WD repeat domain 24 (gene Wdr24). Lineage: Eukaryota; Metazoa; Arthropoda; Insecta; Hymenoptera; Formicidae. Gene Ontology annotation, biological process: cellular response to amino acid starvation; positive regulation of TORC1 signaling; positive regulation of macroautophagy. Gene Ontology annotation, molecular function: protein binding. Gene Ontology annotation, cellular component: vacuolar membrane; cytosol; GATOR2 complex. The record is from RefSeq and is a predicted model, not a curated record.